Molecule: messenger RNA, 1631 nt
Organism: Photinus pyralis (common eastern firefly)
Lineage: Eukaryota; Metazoa; Arthropoda; Insecta; Coleoptera; Lampyridae
Gene: PIG-B
Product: GPI mannosyltransferase 3
Exons: 8
Coding region: 76-1539 (487 amino acids)
Biological process (GO): GPI anchor biosynthetic process
Cellular component (GO): endoplasmic reticulum membrane
Molecular function (GO): alpha-1,2-mannosyltransferase activity
Source: RefSeq, a predicted model, not a curated record
GUGUUUCUAACCUAACAAACAAUGCGUGUGAACUUUCAAAAGAUGUUUAAAUUUAAAUAGUUUUUUGAAUGAAAAAUGAAGAAUUACGACGUGUUUGUGCUGUUUCUGCUUGUUCGUCUGUUGUCAGUUGUUUUAGUCCAGACAUGGUUUGUUCCCGAUGAAUAUUGGCAGUCCCUGGAGGUAGCACACAAGCUUGCCUUCAAUUACGGAUAUUUAACGUGGGAAUGGGUUUUGGGAAUAAGAAGCUAUGCACAACCUUUAAUUAUAUACUUCAUGUAUAAAAUCCUACAAUUCUGCCAUCUGGAUUAUCCACUUUUGUUGAUUUAUCUUCCAAGGAUUUUGCAAUCUGUGCUAAGCGCUUAUGCGGAUUACUGUUUUUACAAGUGGUGCGAGAGGAGAAAGUGGGCAGUAUUUAGUAUUUCGACUGCAUGGUUUUGGUUCUAUGCCGGGUCUCGUACUCUAAUUAACACUUUGGAGACUGCCCUAACUGUAAUUGCCUUAUCUAAAUUUCCAUGGAGUCGAAAAAGCUACAGUGACACCAGUUUUUUGUGGAUAGUGGCGAGCUUGUGUGUUAUGCGACCAACUGCUGUAAUACAUUGGUUUCCAUUGUGCGUUUACUACUUGAUAAUAUCGGAAGAAAAGCUAUUAAGCAUAAUAUUCAGAAAGUUUAUACCUAUAGGAUCCAUUACUUUGGGAACUUCCAUUGUGUUGGAUUCGUAUGCCCACGGAACGUUUAUCAUAACGAGUUAUGAGUUUUUAAAAGCGAAUGUGUUUAGCAACAUUGGUGAAUGGUAUGGUGUACAUCCAUGGUAUUGGUACUUGUCUUCGGGAUUGCCAGCAGUCUUGGGUGUUCAAAUGAUACCGUUUGUAAUUAUCACACUGAACAUUUUGAAACAUAGACGUGAACACCAACAUGACUUAGCUCUUUUGGGAUGUAUCGUGUUCACGUUAUUUGUUUACAGUUGUUUGGAACACAAGGAAUUUCGUUUUAUUUUGCCAUUACUACCCAUAGUUUUAAAGAUAACUUCAUCACACAUGGCAAGAUGGAGCUACAAAGCUUCACCGGUUUUAAUUUGGUUAGUGAGCAUUGUAAUAUUCGCAGGAAAUAUGCUUCCGGCCGUGUAUUUUUCAAUAAUUCAUCAACGUGGAUCCUUAGAUGUGAUGGUACCAUUGAGAUCGAUAGCCGAAAAAAAUCCUCACGGUACAAGAUUUUUGUUUUUAAUGCCUUGCCACUCAACUCCUCUGUAUAGUUUUUUGCAUGUGAAUGUCACUACAAGAUUUUUAACGUGCGAGCCUAACUUUCAACACGAGAAGAAUUACGUUGAUGAAGCCGAUGAUUUUUAUAGCAGUCCCAGUUUGUGGUUGCGGCGUGCCUAUCCGAAAGAUGAACCGUUACCUACUCAUAUAAUAACAUUUGACACUGUAUCUGUUUAUAUUUCUGAUAUUUUAAGGAGAUAUAAACUAAUGAAAAGAAUCUUCCAUACAUAUUCCCCCAGUGGUCGAAUUGGGAAGUAUAUUUACAUUUACCAACUAAUGUAAUAAAAUUUUAGGUAGGUACGUUGAAUAGUUUUUUAUUUACAACUGCGUGGUGUUGCUCAAUUUUGUAAAUAAAUCGGCGUUAUAAACUGUUU